This is a messenger RNA of Eurypyga helias (sunbittern), 1980 nucleotides long. Its product is annotated as zinc finger protein 516-like. The record is from RefSeq and is a predicted model, not a curated record. The coding region runs from base 1 to 1980 and encodes 659 amino acids. Gene Ontology annotation, cellular component: nucleus. Gene Ontology annotation, molecular function: RNA polymerase II cis-regulatory region sequence-specific DNA binding; DNA-binding transcription factor activity, RNA polymerase II-specific. The transcript has a single exon. NCBI's taxonomy places the organism in Eukaryota, Metazoa, Chordata, Aves, Eurypygiformes, Eurypygidae. Gene Ontology annotation, biological process: regulation of DNA-templated transcription.
AUGAUUGAAAACGUGGUCCAGUCCUCCUCUGCUGCCAGACAUGCUUUUGUCCUCCUGCCCCGCUCACCCGAUGUUGCAGUAAUACAGAUGGAUCGUAGUAGAGAGGCAGAAAUGGAGUUACGGAGAUCCUCCAGCCCAGGCAAGCUCAGCAAGAAUGACGUGGAUGCUGACAAGACCAUGUGCCACAGCUGCUGCAUCUGCGGUAAAAGUUUCCCUUUCCAGAGCUCCUUGUCGCAGCACAUGCGGAAGCACACGGGUGAGAAGCCCUACAAAUGCCCUUACUGUGAUCACAGAGCUUCCCAAAAGGGCAACCUGAAGAUCCACAUCCGUAGUCACAGAACAGGCACUUUAAGUCAGGGGCACGAGGCGGAGAUGGGAGAGGCGCAGCUGGGCGAGAUGGGCGUUUCAGAGGGCCUCGGCGGGUGCACCAGCCCCACGAAAAGUACGGCCGCCUGCAACAAGAUCUUGAACGGUACCGCUCAGGUAGACAGCAGCAAGAUCUUGUUGAGAAGCAGCAAGAAGGAGGUCAUGGAAGUGGUGCGGGCCGAGGAGGACGGCAAGCUGAACUCUUACCAGUGCACCUUCUGCAAAAACAAAUUUGAACGGAAGAAGGACCUGGAGCAGCACCUGCACCAGGUCCACAAACCUUUCAAGUGCAGGUUGUGUAGCUACAUGACCCUGAGGGAGGAGACGCUGUUAAACCACAUAGAGAAGGACCAUAUAACAGCUCAGGUCCCAAAUGGGGAGGCCUACACCGAGAACUGCAAGAGCGAGCUGAGCGCGGGCGAGUUUCCUUGUGAAGUGUGUGGUCAGGCCUUUAGUCAAACCUGGUUCCUGAAAGCUCACAUGAAAAAGCACAGGGGGUCAUUUGAUCACGGGUGCCACAUUUGUGGCAGGAGAUUCAAAGAGCCCUGGUUUCUCAAAAACCACAUGAAGUCGCAUGGCCCCAAGACAGGGAGCAAAAACAAACCAAAAAAUGAUUUGGAGCUCAUAGCCACUAUCAAUGACGUGAUACAGGAGGAGACGAUUGUGACGGGCCUGUCUCUGUACGAAGUUUGCACCAAGUGUGGAAAUCUGUUUACAAAUAUGGAAAGCCUGAAAGCGCAUAACACUGUUCACUACCGGGCGCAGCGGAGCAGUGCCGGGGAUAAAGCCGAGGGCUUAGCUGACGGUAGCCUAAGCUCCUCGGUAACGAAGCAGUUUUUCUUGCAGUGUCUCAGUCUGAGGCCAUCUGUAGGGCUGGACAGAGUUACAAGAGGACAGCCUGGGAAAAGAGUAGCCGAGCUGGAUCCGGUCAGUAGCUACCAAGCUUGGCAGCUGGCCACCAAAGGAAAAGUAGUGGAGCCCUCAGAGUAUGUGAAGUAUGUGGGAUGGGACGAAGCCCUGGCAGAUGCAGACGUGACUUACGACAGGGAUAAGAGAGAGUAUAUCCUUGUCAACCAGGAGAAGCGCAAACGAGACCAGGACUCUCCCAGCUCUUCCAGCAACCCCAAGAAGAAGAACUGCACCAGUGGACGCCUGGAGAAAACAGGUGCUGCCCCACCGGGAGAGAGCUGCCCGCUCUCCCAGGGAGACCUGGACUACCGCCCUGUCUCACGGCAGAGCCGUCGGGCCGCCCAGAACAAGUCCACCGAGUGCUUUGAGUGCGGGAAGAUCUUCCGCACCUACCACCAAAUGGUGCUGCACUCCCGGGUGCACCGCAAGGAGCGGAGGAGCUGCGGCGAGGGUGGGACAGCCACCCAGCCCGACCGCUACGGCUCCAGCAGCGAGGAAGGGGACUCGGGGUCCGUCAGUGGGCCCAGCACCCCCGGCUCCGCGUCUGCCCCAGAGGACUCUGCCACCUCUGGCCUUGGAGAGGAGGGGGCUGAGGAGAGCUCGGAGGAGGGAGCAGCCAACCCCUCGCUAGGUAAGAUCGCUCCCAGCCUCGCCCUGCUCGCUGUCGCUGGUCCCUGUGUCUCCUGGUGCAGGACAUGGCGAUGA